Messenger RNA from Myxocyprinus asiaticus (Chinese sucker), 5656 nucleotides. RefSeq names its product thrombospondin, type I, domain containing 7Bb (gene thsd7bb). Bases 1 to 4893 code for a protein of 1630 amino acids. NCBI's taxonomy places the organism in Eukaryota, Metazoa, Chordata, Actinopteri, Cypriniformes, Catostomidae. The transcript is spliced from 28 exons. Gene Ontology annotation, cellular component: extracellular matrix. The record is from RefSeq and is a predicted model, not a curated record. Gene Ontology annotation, biological process: cell adhesion.
AUGGCAUUUGUGAGGCACGAGAUUACGUUUGUCUUCUCUCUGUGGGGUUUCCUCUUCUAUGUAGUGACCCCUCACCUGAGGGCAGACGCACCAGAGAGAAGCCAGUACCUCUGGAAAACAGGUGUAUGGGGUGUAUGUGUUGCCAGUGACUGUGGUUCUGUUGGGAUCCAGAGUCGCUCAAUAUGGUGUGUCCACUCUGAAGGCUGGAUCACACAUCAGUCCAAUUGCUUUCCAUCUGAGCGGCCUGCACACCAGCGGGUGUGUGUGAAGACGUGCGAGUGGCAGAAGGAUCUGUUUGAAUGGCACUCGUCUCCUUGGGGUCCCUGUAGUCUGACUCUUCUGCCGCCAGCCGAUCGAUGUGUGACCGCUCAGCGUGGAAUACAAACCAGAGAUGUGGUGUGCAUGCAGCGUUCGAACGGCAGUACGGUCAGCCAGCACGUGUGCAAAGUGUUUUCUUCUCCACCGGAGCGAGAGCAGGCAUGUUUAUUGCCCUGCCCGAUCGACUGUGUCGUCUCCGCCUUUUCCCAUUGGUCGACCUGCAGUCGCACCUGUGGCUCGGCCCUCCAGCAGCGCACCAGACACGUGCUGGCCACACCCCUUUAUGGAGGAGCAGACUGUCCCGACCUCACUCAGACACGCCCCUGUAACCAUGACAACUCUUAUUCCGCCCUCUGUCCCUCUGACCAGCAGGAAUACAGUUACAGUUUGUGGGUGGGGCCCUGGAGCCCUUGCAGACUUAAAGGGACAGCACCCAUUGGAAAGACAACAGUGGACUUUAGUUUUGGCCUUGAUGGGAAUAAAGCUUCAUACACGAUCAAACGCCACACUGACAGUGUUCACCACCAAAAUCACUAUGAUGACAAAAGAGGCCACAAGGCAUCAUGGGAAAUCACCAUUGGCUAUCAAACACGGCAACUUCGGUGUACAAGGAGUGAUGGGAAGAAUGCAAUGCUCAGCCUUUGCGACCAUGACAACAGACCGGUGAACUUUCGGUCAUGUGUGAUGCCCAGAGACUGCACAGUGUCUGAUUGGUCACAUUGGAGUCCUUGCUCAAAGACCUGCCGAACAUCUGACCAAUCACCUGGCUUCAGAAGCAGGAGCCGCAUCCUGCAGAGAACAGCCAUUGGUGGAGGGGAGCCAUGCCCUACCCUGCUGGAAAAAGCAAGCUGUAAUAUUUUGGAAGAAACGCUGCCGCUUUGCUCAAGGUAUGAGUGGAGAGUGACCUAUUGGAAUCCAUGUCAGGUGACCCCCCUUUUGAGUCAGCAGGACCAUCGCCAUAGCAAUACCAGUGUCCUGUGCGGAGGAGGGAUCCAGACCCGAGAGGCAUUUUGUGUCAGGAUCCAUGACAGCACAACUCCAUCCCAUAUCAAUAGGCCUGUUUGGAGGAACUUGUGCACGGCGCCUUUACCGUCAUUGGCUCAAUCUUGCUUCAUCCCCUGCCGGAAGCAUUGUCCCCUCACACCUUGGUCACCCUGGGGACCUUGUCUCCAUGACAACUGUUUAGAACCUCAAGGGAGGAGAGGUUUCAGGAUAAGAACUCGUUCAGUUAUUGAGGAGUCUUGGGUGGAGUCUGACAGUUGCCCUCACAUCAUUGAAGCCAUGAUCUGCGAUAAUCCCAUCUGUGCCUUGUGGCGAGUGACAUCACAGGGGUCAUGUGUGCAUCACAAUGGAUCCUGUGGCCCUGGAACCCAAGAACAGACUGUGGAGUGUUUCUCUGUCACAGGUGAGCCGGUGCCCAGUGAACGAUGCCCAGGAGAUCCUCCUCCAGCCCAGCAGCCGUGUGAGAGGCCCUGCACUGGAGACUGUGUGCUGGCAGACUGGAGCUCUUGGUCUCUCUGUUCCCAGUUCUGCUCCAGUAAACAAUUGGAGGGAUACCAGAGCCGCUCGCGGACAAUUCUGGCUCUCCCUGCGGCGCAGGGCAAGCCGUGUCCUCCAGCCCCUGAGCUGGAGCAGUGGAGACCCUGUGGCACGCAUCUGUGCACAGUAUACUACUGGGAUACUUCACCCUGGGAGACUUGUAUGCCAAACUCCAUCACAGACGAGGGUAACAGCACAGCCCAGAUGGGAAACAAGUCCACAUGCGGUACAGGGGUACAGACGCGUCAAAUCACCUGCAGGAGAGCUGGGAAUGGACAUGUAGUACCAAAAAGGUGUCCAGAGUCCUCUCGUCCUGACUCCAUCCGCUCUUGUCCUCUCCCUUGCAAGACUGACUGUGUUGUUACACCUUUUAGUGAAUGGAGCCACUGUCCAACUUCCUGUUUACAAGUGAAUGGUUCUGCAGCAGUCCAGUCCCGACACAGGAUUAUCAUCCAGAGGCCUGCUAAUGGAGGUCAAGAGUGUCCAGACACACUUUAUGAGGAGAGAGAAUGUGACCCGCUCCCUCUCUGUCCGACUUACAGAUGGCAGACGCAUCGCUGGCAUCAGUGUGUUCUGGUACCUGAUUGGGUGAGACAGGCUGUGGGCGGGCCCUCAGAGGCUUGUGGAAUUGGCUUAGAGACGAGAGAGGUGACGUGUGUUGGUGUGGAUGAUUCUCCAGCAGAUAUGGCCGACUGUGUGAGGUGGGCAGGUGUGAUGCCCAUCCAGGUGAGAGAGUGUCGGGUGCCAUGUAGAGAUGAAUGUACUUUCACUUCCUGGAGCAGAUUCACCCAGUGCCAGGGCUGCGGAAGCUGGCGCACUCGUACACGAUCACUGAUAGGUCGCAGUAAGAAACGCUGGCGUUGUCAACAAGAAGAGUUGUUUCCUCUCCUGGAGAAAGAGGCCUGUCCUUGUGAUGAGUUUCACUUGCAGUCUCAGGGUGUUUGGUCCUCUUGUCUUCUCACAACAGCAGAGAACAAGGCUUUGCAUCCUCUGGUUCAAGGAGUAUACCACCAGGACUGGCAAACCCAUAGGAGGAAGAGCGAGUGUGGGCACGGGAAGCGCUACAGAGCCCUGGCCUGUCUGGACCAUCAGGGACGAUUAGUGGAGCCAGCGCUCUGUAACAGCCCAGGUUAUGAAGAGGAAGUCUGUCAUGUGCCCUGUUCUACAGACUGUAGGCUGAGUGAGUGGUCUGAUUGGUCGGCCUGCAGCGCCUCCUGUGGUGGGGGUGUAAAAGUUCGUUCUCAGUGGCUACAAGAAAAACCUUUCAAUGGAGGACGACCCUGCCCGAAACUCAAUUACAAAAAUCAGGCUCAGGUGUCAGAGGUGCUGCCCUGUUACUCAGACUGCGGUCAGUAUGUGUGGGAGCUGGAGUCCUGGUCUGUAUGCUUCAUAAACUCUCCAAACAAUAACACUACUACAACUAACACUACACCCACCCUGCCCGCCUGUGGAGAGGGCUUCCGCACUCGAAAAAUCCGAUGUGUGAAGAGGGGAGGGCUGCACCAGGAUGAGAGCGUUGAUGACUCUCUGUGUGACCAGGAGGAACAGCCAAUCACAGCUGAGACCUGUCUACUGCCAUGCCCCGCCCACUGUGUGACAUCAGAGUGGAGCCAAUGGACCAAAUGUACCGUGGAUUGUAAUGACAAUGAUUUGAGAUGGAGGAGUAGAAAUGUGUUGAGAUGGCCAGAAGGGAAACAUACCUGCCCUGAUCUAAACCAGACUCAACCCUGUUUCAGCAUGAAAUGUCGCAAAUACUCAUACAUUUACUCAGACUGGAGUAGCUGUCAGCUCAGUGAGUAUGCAGUAUGCGGCAGAGGAAUCAAGACGCGACUCUUGAACUGUGUCCGUAGCGACGGGAAGCUGGUGGAACUGAGCAUGUGUGAAGAGUUGGGUCCAUCACGUGGAAAGCUCUCUGCCCCCUGUGAGGUGGGCUGUCCCGUCAACUGUCUGCUCACGGAGUGGUCCACCUGGUCAGAAUGCUCACACACCUGCGGAAGCCAAAGUCACAUGACGCGGUCCAGGGUUGUUGUGCAGUCUGCAGGAGAGGGAGGUCGUCCCUGUCCAUCACAGCUCUCCCAAACACGCCCCUGUCCCAUCAGGCCUUGCUACAGCUGGAGGCUGGGCGACUGGAGCUCAUGCAGAGUGGAGGGGGCCGACUGUGGUGAGAGUGUAAGUCAGAGGGAAAUGUCCUGUAUGGUGCACUGGGGUUCUCUCUCAGGUCCUCCUCAGCCUCUUCCUGUCGAGGACAAAUGGUGUUUGUGGAAUCCACUGAGUAAAGUCAGUGAAACGGAGUUACGACAGCCCUGUACGGUCCCCUGUCCAGGCGAAUGUCACCUGACCAAAUGGUCACCAUGGAGUUCUUGUCAGCUGCUAUGUCUUGAUGGGCGGAGUUUCGAGACGUGGGGUCGACAGGCGCGCUCUCGAGCCGUAGUCACACAGGCCCCGGAGAACCAGGACACCUGUCCCAGCCAGGUGUACGAGACACGCUCAUGCCAAGGAGGAACCUGUGUUAGUUACAGAUGGAUGAGUAGUGAAUGGAGGCAUAACCACAGACUGGUGUGGUGCCAGCGCUCUGAUGGAGUCAACGUCACAGGAGGAUGUGUCGCCCAAAACAGGCCCUCUGCUGUACGACGGUGCCAUCCUCCCUGCACCAAACCCUUCUCUUUCUGCACACAGAGUGGAGUGUGUGCUUGUGAGAAGGAGUUCACAGAGGUCAUGACCUCUCAUGGUUUCCUGGACUACUGUACCAGAUCCCCAGGGUUGGACCAUAAGAAGGCAGACGUGAAGACCAGCGCUGGGCGUCUCCGGCCGGAACACAUUCAGAACAAGAAUCAGCUGAAGGAUUGGACACUGCAGCCUCUUGGAGCUGAUGGGCGUGUGAAGCUGUGGGUGUACGGGCUGAUGGCGGCCGGCUUCAUCUUGAUUCUCCUCCUAAUCAUUAUGACCUUCUUACUGUGCAAGAACCCAGAGGACAAUCCCAGCAGUAGUCAUCAGAAAGCCUUGACUCUGACUUAUGAUGGGGACAUGGACAUGUGAACUCUGUCUCAUACUGUGUGUGCAAUACUGAUGCAUGCUUCAUACAGACGCCUGGCAGCAUGAAUGUUUACAGCACACAAACUGAACAAGACAAAGAGCCGGAGCAGAAACGCUGUUGACUGAUGAUUAGAAAGACUGAACAUGACUCUUAAGGAGCUGCACACUGGAAGAUUGUCAUAUGACUGAAAAAGAGUGUGACCUAAUAUGGUGUGAGUGUGUAAAUGUCUUUUCAUGCGUGUCUAUUAAUCAGAGUUUGUUAAUGACAGUUAUUAGUUACAGUUAUGGGGAAACUGUUCUAAUGUUUAUGAUCCCUUAAAAGGGAAGUGUAGGUGAUGCACUACAUUAGUGCCAACUUAAAUGCCAUUUUUAUGUAUUUAUUUAUGUUCUAAAACUCUCUCUACCCCUUAGCCCCUUAGAGGACACCAAAAAACCUACAAAAUGUACCAUGGUUUUACAUUAACAAUUAUGGUAUUUGGAGUAAAACCAUAAUAAUGAUAAUAAUACAGGAAAACAAAAACGAUAUGGUAAUUUUACUCCUUUAAGUAUCGUUAGUUUAAGUAUACUGUAGUAAAUGAAAAUUAACCAUGGUUAUACUACAUUAACCAUAGCCUUACCAUGGUAUUUGUAGUGAAACCAUAGUAACCACAAGAUUAACAAAUGUUACUACAGUACUGUAGUAAAACAGGGUUACUGUAUGCAUUCAAAAUAUAUUUUAGCCUUUUUGUUUUUUUAAGAUUUACGCAUUUCAAUUUCAUAACAAAGU